AAGUUUUGUUGCAGAACGAAAAUGAGGUUUGGUCUUUCAAUGACCAAGGCUGUUUCUGUUUUUGUUUUUGGAUUUUUGGUUCUCAACUGCUGUGUGAACUUUGGAUCACACGCUCAGCUUUUGCCUGACGAAGAAGUGAGUGCUCUCCAAGCAAUUUUCUCAAAACUGCAGGUUAAAAAUAUUCGAGCGAACUCAACUUCUUGCACUGACCAUGAAUGGACUGAUUACGAUGGUUCAAAUGGAAGCAAUAUCACUUGUGAUUGCACCCAGAACAACAAUACUGUUUGUCAUGUCACUAUCAUCUUUCUUAAGGGCCUAAAUUUAGCUGGAGUUUUUCCAGAAGAAUUUGCAAAUCUCACUCUUCUGAGACAAAUCGAUCUUGCCCGCAACUAUAUCAAUGGAACAAUCCCUGCAAGAUUGGCUCAGCUCCAAAAUCUUACCAUUUUGUCUGUUCUAGGAAACCGUGUUGGCGGUUUACUUCCCCAGGAAAUUGGUGAUUUUUCUUCACUGGAGGAGCUGGUCUUGGAAGCUAAUGAAUUUGAAGGACCUAUUCCUGAGAGCCUUGGAAACGUGAGGAGCUUAAGGAGAAUUCUUUUUUCUUCAAACAAUUUUGCGGGAUCAAUACCAGAAUCAUUUGGCAACCUGACAAACUUACAAGAUUUUCGGGUAGAUGGAAAUAACUUGACAGGGAAGAUACCUGAUUUCAUUGGGAAUUGGACUAAUAUGACCAAACUUGAGAUGCAGGGAACCUCCAUGGAGGGACCUAUUCCUUCCUCUAUAUCACGGUUGACGAAGUUAACAGAACUGAGGAUUUCUGAUUUGAAAGGAUCAAGUUCGCCUAUCCCCAAUUUGCAGAAUAUGACUGAAAUGGAAAGAUUGGUACUGAGGAAUUGCUUGCUUAAUGGUACAAUCCCACAAUAUCUUGGGGAUAUGACAGCUUUAAAACUUCUAGACUUGAGCUCCAACCAGUUGACUGGUGAAAUUCCUGGAACACUUCAGAGUUUGGCUGCCAUAGAUUUUGUUUUCCUCGGCAACAACUCAUUGACUGGAGCAGUUCCCGGUUGGAUACUAAAUGGUGACAAGAAAUGGGAUUUAUCUUAUAACAAUUUUUCGGAGCCAUUUACAGCUAGUUGCACACAGAGCAAAGUGAAUGUAAUCUCCAGUCUUCCAUCCUCUGUGAGCAACUCAAAUUCUUGGUGCUUGACGAAGGACCUUCCCUGCCCCGAAAAAGCCACACACUAUUCCUUGUUCAUUAAUUGUGGAGGAAGUCUCUUGAGUUCUGGGGGCGACAGUUAUGAAGAGGACCUCAGCACAGAAGGCCAAUCAUUCUUUUCUUCGGUAGGCAGAAAAUGGGCUUAUAGCAGUACUGGGGUUUUUACAGGCAAUGAAAGUAUUAGUUACUUGGCAUCAAGCCCAAGCCGUCUGAAUGUGAGUGGUGAAGAAUACUACAAAACUGCACGCCUAUCACCGCAAUCACUUAGGUAUUAUGGCCUGUGCAUGCGACAAGGCAGUUACAAUGUGAAACUGCACUUUGCUGAAAUUAUGUUUACGAAUGAUCAGACAUUCAGCAGCCUCGGAAGGCGAAUAUUUGAUGUUUCAAUUCAGGGGGAGGUAGUUUUAAGUGACUUUAAUAUUAUGGAGGAAGCUGGAGGCGCUGGUAUUGGCAUCACCAAGGAAUAUAAAAAUGUCACAGUAAGAGGCAGCACUUUGGAUAUCCAUUUAUACUGGGCAGGGAAAGGAACUGCUGCCCUUCCGGCUAGAGGUGUCUAUGGACCUCUUAUAUCUGGUAUCACUGUGACACCAAACUUCGAAGUUGACACUGGGGGUUUAUCAGUCGGAGCCAUUGUUGGCAUCGUAAUUGCUUCAUGUGUAGUUCUCAUACUGGUGGUGUUGGUUAUACUAUGGAAGAUGGGUUACUUGUGGGCAAAAGACCUUGAAGACAAAGAACUCCGUGCUCUUGAUCUUCAAACUGGUUUUUUCACUCUAAGACAACUUAAAUCUGCUACCCAUAAUUUUGACCCUGAAAAUAAGAUUGGUGAAGGAGGAUUUGGGCCUGUUUACAAGGGUACAUUGGCGGAUGGUGCUGUAAUUGCUGUGAAGCAGCUCUCCUCCAAAUCAAAGCAAGGAAAUCGUGAAUUUGUGACUGAGAUAGGCAUGAUAUCUGCUCUACAGCACCCAAACCUUGUGAAGCUUUACGGCUGUUGUAUUGAAGGAAAAGAGUUAUUGCUAAUAUACGAGUACCUGGAAAACAAUAGUCUUGCUCGUGCACUUUUCGGUAAACCAGAACAACUGCUCAACUUGAACUGGGAAACAAGAAUGAAGAUAUGCAUAGGUAUUGCAAGGGGAUUAGCUUAUCUUCACGAGGAAUCAAGGUUGAAAAUUGUUCACAGAGACAUAAAGGCAACCAAUGUGCUGCUUGACAAAGAUCUAAACGCUAAGAUAUCUGACUUCGGUUUAGCUAAGCUUGAUGAAGAAGAGAACACCCAUAUUAGCACACGUAUAGCUGGAACAAUGUAA
Messenger RNA from Pistacia vera, 2517 nucleotides. Its product is annotated as probable LRR receptor-like serine/threonine-protein kinase At1g53430. The transcript is spliced from 22 exons. Gene Ontology annotation, biological process: protein phosphorylation. Gene Ontology annotation, molecular function: protein kinase activity; ATP binding; protein binding. The coding region runs from base 22 to 2517 and encodes 831 amino acids. Lineage: Eukaryota; Viridiplantae; Streptophyta; Magnoliopsida; Sapindales; Anacardiaceae. The record is from RefSeq and is a predicted model, not a curated record.